This is a messenger RNA of Labrus mixtus (cuckoo wrasse), 2009 nucleotides long. It is a transcript of the gene ppp2r5ca, whose product is annotated as protein phosphatase 2, regulatory subunit B', gamma a. Gene Ontology annotation, biological process: protein dephosphorylation; signal transduction. The record is from RefSeq and is a predicted model, not a curated record. The transcript has 14 exons. Gene Ontology annotation, molecular function: protein phosphatase activator activity. Gene Ontology annotation, cellular component: cytosol; protein phosphatase type 2A complex; nucleus. Lineage: Eukaryota; Metazoa; Chordata; Actinopteri; Labriformes; Labridae. Bases 67 to 1644 code for a protein of 525 amino acids.
GCUUUUGUGCUAAAAUGGAGGCUGGCCUCUCGCCCUGAGUUGAUCGCCUUCCUGGUUGAGGUUUAGAUGUUGACAUGCAAUAAAUCUGGAGACAGGAUGGUUGUUGAUGCACCUAACUCCAAUGGGCCUUUCCAGCCGGUGGCUCUUAUGCACUUCAGAGAUGUGGCCCCGGCAGAGCAGGAGAAGCUCUUCAUCCAGAAGCUACGACAGUGCUGUGUCCUUUUCGACUUCCUGUCCGACCCGCUGAGCGACCUGAAAUGGAAGGAAGUGAAGCGGGCGGCGCUGAGCGAGAUGGUGGAGUACAUCACCCACAACAGGAAUGUCAUCACAGAGCCCAUCUACCCGGAGGUGGUGCACAUGUUUGCAGUGAACAUGUUCAGGACAUUGCCUCCAUCGUCCAACCCCACCGGAGCGGAGUUUGAUCCAGAGGAAGACGAGCCCACGCUUGAAGCUGCAUGGCCACACCUCCAGCUCGUCUACGAAUUUUUCCUUAGGUUUUUAGAAUCGCCCGACUUUCAGCCCAACAUAGCAAAGAAAUACAUCGACCAGAAAUUUGUUAUGCAGCUCCUAGAUCUAUUUGACAGUGAAGAUCCCAGAGAGAGAGACUUCCUAAAAACCACCCUCCACAGGAUCUAUGGAAAGUUCCUUGGGCUCCGAGCAUACAUCAGAAAACAGAUUAAUAACAUUUUCUAUAGGUUUAUCUAUGAGACAGAGCACCAUAAUGGUAUAGCAGAACUACUGGAAAUACUUGGAAGCAUAAUCAAUGGAUUUGCCUUACCACUCAAAGAAGAGCACAAGAUUUUCCUGUUGAAGGUUUUAUUGCCUCUGCACAAAGUCAAAUCACUCAGUGUCUACCAUCCACAGCUGGCCUACUGUGUGGUGCAGUUUUUAGAAAAAGACAGCACUCUUACUGAGCCGGUGGUAAUGGCUCUUCUAAAGUACUGGCCAAAGACUCACAGUCCCAAGGAAGUGAUGUUCCUCAACGAGCUGGAGGAGAUCCUGGACGUGAUCGAGCCCUCUGAGUUUGUCAAAGUACAGGAGCCUCUUUUCAGACAGUUGGCCAAGUGUGUGUCCAGCCCGCACUUCCAGGUGGCAGAGAGAGCCUUGUACUAUUGGAACAACGAGUACAUCAUGAGUCUGAUCAGUGACAACGCAGCCAAGAUUCUGCCUAUCAUGUUCCCUGCUCUGUACCGCAACUCUAAGACCCACUGGAACAAGACCAUCCACGGCCUCAUCUACAACGCUCUGAAGCUCUUCAUGGAGAUGAAUCAGAAGCUCUUCGAUGAUUGCACACAGCAGUUCAGGGCGGAGAAAAACAAAGAGAAGGCAAAGUCAAAAGAACGCGAAGAGGCUUGGAUCAAAAUCGAGAAUCUUGCCAAGUCAAAUCCACAGUUCUCUAUGUAUGUUGAUUCCUCUGACCUCAAUAGUCCUGUAGCAAUGGAGACGGAUAUCCCUUUGAUAGAAGAUGUUCAGAGGUUAAAAAAGACAGUUGAGGAGGGCGCGACUCAGUUGCAGCAUGACCAUCGGAAAGAGCGGCCUAUGGUGCGACGCAAAUCUGAGUUGCCUCAGGAUAUCUACACCACAAAAGCCUUGGAGUCCCACCGCAGAGCUGAAGACAUGUUGACCACCCACGAUGGACUCUAGUUAUCCUGUUACCUGCCGGCUCUUUUGGUUCAACUGCCCCCCUUUUACCCUCAAUAGAGACACGGACAUCCUCUCCGCCCAGUUGCCAGAAUUAUUGGUUAACCACGCUGGGCUCUCCAUCCAUCCUCCUCAACAUCAAUUUACCCACAAUCCUCGGUUCUCCUUCAUUCCUGCUGCCCCAGUGCAGACGCCCUGAAUCCCCCCCCCGUCCCUCUGAUUUCUGCUUUCUCAGGUUUUAUUUGUCUUUAUUUGGAGACGAGCGGGAGUGUGUUUGUGUGUCUCUUAGCCCUUGCCACGUUCAGUGUGUUCUGUAGUUAUCCCCCCUAUCAGUUCCGUUCUUUUCGCCCUCCAGCCGCCCCCCCCCC